UGCAGUCUUGCAGAUUGCACUUUGCAAUCAGUUCACGAUUGUCGUAAAUUGCAUAUUGCAUAACCACAACACGGUUCGUGGUUACAAGAAAGUUUAUCAGUUUAUCAGGAAAAAAAUAAAACGACAAGUUGACAACCGUCCUACGUUCAUCAAUAAUUUUACUGAACUAAACAACCAAAUUUUUAAUUAUGCACGACCAAACACUUAGAUUAGAUAUUAUAAUAAGUAUACAACUCAUAAGAGUAUUAAGUAUCUUUUUAAACGUAGCAGAAUUUUACUCAUACUGUUAGCGAUUUCGUUACAAUGUUUUCCUAGUCAUUAUUUAUAAGUAUUUUUUUUUUUCAAUACAGCUGAAAACUGAUCUCAACUCUUCUGUUAUGACCAAUCUGUGAGUUAUAAAAAUGAAUAAACAAAAUAUUUCACCUAAAAAAAAAUCGAGCUUGUUAAGUAUACUACAUUUAAGGAAAAAAAAAACAACAACGCCCGAAACUGAUACAUCAAAACAAGCAUUUUAUCAAUUAGAUGGUCCAUAUCGUAAUGUUUCUAAUCCACUCAAUAGAAGCACAAAUGUCUCUUUAUGUUGUGCAAUUACCGAGACAACAAAGACACCAUCUGAUUUCCAAAAUGGAGAAAACUCAAAUGAACCUGAUGUGUGUUCAUGUACAGUGGAACCCAAUACUUCUCAUAAACGGUCUUUGAGUCUUGGCUUACAUUCAUCUGCCAACGGUGUGAAUCCAGAAUAUAAAGAUACUGAAACAAAUGAACCAUCAACUCCUUCUUCGGAAAAAUGUGACAGGUUACGAAAAAUGUUUAGCAAUGCACAACAUGUGUCUGCCGAUAGUAUCAUUAUUCCAAAAACCCCUACUAUAAAUACAGCAGAUUCAAAGCCAAUUCGUCCAUCAUCUACAACUACUUUAACAGCAUCUGAAUAUAUAAAAAAAACUGAAACUAAAAAUAACUCAAUGGAUAGUUUAGCCAGACAAGCUUUAUUUGCAGUACAAGUAUUACAUCUUAUUCCCACGUCUGAUGUUAAAGAACGAAACUAUUUGCAUGGACGUAUUGCAGGAAAUUCUUUACUAGGAGCUAUGGAAUUGGAGCGAGUUUUACAUAAUCGUGAAGUUCGUAUAUAUGUUGGAACAUGGAACAUGAAUGGCCAAGCGCCUCCACCUGAACUUAAUGAACUACUACUACCAGACACUGUUCCUCAUUUGCCAGAUAUUCUUGCUAUAGGUACCCAAGAAAGUUACCCUGAUAAAUUUGAAUGGGAAGUAAAUAUUCAAGAAACUAUUGGUCCAUCACACAUUCUUUUUCAUUCUGCUUCAUUAGGCACAUUACAUUUAGCCAUUUAUAUCCGAAGAGAUUUAAUAUGGUUUUGCUCUGUUCCUGAAGAAUCAAGUUUUAGUACUCGACCGGGAACAGCAUUUCGAACAAAAGGCGCUGUUGCAAUUUCGUUUUCUUUAUUUGGUUCGUCAAUAUUAUUUAUAACAUCGCAUCUUACUGCACAUGUAGAAAAAGUUAAAGAACGUUUACAAGAUGUGCGUAGAAUUAUUAAAUCUUUGGAACUUCCAAAACUUUUGCCUGUUAAACAUAAAACAAAAGAUGUUACUAAUAAUUUUGAUUAUGUAUUUUGGUGCGGAGAUCUAAACUUCAGAUUAGCCCAUUCACGACCCGAAGUCAUGAAAUGGGUUACACAGCAUAGGUUUCCUUUGGUAUCACCUAUGCAUCAAACACUUUCAGAUCAACUGAAUGACUGUAUUUCAAAUGGUUUAGUAUUUCGUGGAUUCCAAGAAGGCCCAUUAACAUUUGCACCAACAUAUAAGUAUGAUCCAGGAACUGAAAUGUUUGAUACAACUGCUAAACAAAGAACACCUUCAUAUACAGAUAGAAUUCUUUUCAAAUGCGGAAAACAACAGGUUCUACCAAGUCCUACAGGAUCCACUUGUACUUCAUCUAGUAUUGAAUGUUUAACUUACUGUUCAGUUCCAACAGUAUGUACAUCUGACCAUAAACCAGUUUGGGGUCUUUACAAGUGUUCAAUUCGGCCUGGUAUUGAUACUAUGCCUUUAGCCGCUGGACAGUUUAAUCGUGAUGUUUACUUGGAAGCAAUCAAAAGACGAGCCGCAAGUAUGGACAAACGUGUUGGAACAUCCGCUGUUUGUAAUGUACAAUAACAAAAAACUGAUAAGCCUAAAAAAAGGCAAAAAGUGAUAAAAUCUUCUUAAAAGGGUACUAUAUAUUUAGUUUGUAGAAUAAUAUCUAAAGGGGGAUCAAAUAAUUAAUCAUUUGUAUUAAUCAAAAAUGAUUAACUAUUAAGAAGUCAAAUGACAUAUAAAUCACGCACUAAAAGACUGCAUGUAAAAGGUAAAACUAUCAGCUAUAUUAAAUUUGCUUGACUGUCUGUGGUGCUUUCAUUUUAAUAUUGUUUUGUAAUUAUUUUUUUUGAAUUUUAUAGAUAUUUAACCCCUACUAAAGUAAUUUUGUCUAGUCAAAAUAAAAUGUAAAUGUGCAAUUUUUAAUACCACUUACCACUUAUUAUAAUCCUUGUCCUACUGUUAAUUUAAUUUUUACCUAUUUACUUUACUACACCUAGUUUUAAUUCUUUAUCUAAUUUUUGUUUAACCACAAUUCAUACUGUUAAAAUUAAUGUUUUUUAUUUUUAAUUCGUAUUGUUAUUAUUAUUAUUAUUAUUAUUAUACCAGUACAGUCAAUUCAGUAUUCUUAUACUAUUCUGAUAUUACCAAGUAAAAGAUGAUAAUAAAUAUAUUGAAGAUAUAAAAAUAACCAUUACAAAUAUUAAUUAUUAUAUACUUUUUUAAUGACAGUUAAUUUUAUCGUUUUAUAUAUUACUAGUUGAUGUUAUAUUGACCAUAUUUAUUAAAGUAUAGAUUAACUAUAACUACACAGAUAUUUUCAUUAUUAUUUUUACCUACUUAAAAAGGUAGACAAAAUUUUAAUUACUGUGAUAUUUUAUAGCUCCAGUGUUAUGCAAGUUUGUAUAAAUAAUUAUAAUUUUAAUUAUUUUGUUUAUUAGUUUUAGUUAUUAAAUAUUAUUGAUGUGAUUAUAAUAUUAUAUUGACAGGUAUGGAUUUCAGACUUUUAUAAUGAAUGUUUUAAUAUUUUAAGUACUUUACUAUUUCUCAUUCAUUUUUAUACCUUUUUUUAUGUACCUAAUAUUUUUUUUAAUUUAGUUUUUUGCUAUUUAGCAAUCCUCAAUAACUAAGCCUGUUUAUUAUAAUUUACCAAUCAAACAUACUCUAAAGACAAUAUAGCGAGUUUUAAUCUAAAUGCUAUACAUUAUUUAAUUAUAGUUUAUUAUUUUUUAAAUCCUGAUUGAUAUUCGUGCUAUGUGUAUUUUAAAUAAAUCAUGAUGAAUAAUAUAAAAGUAAUAUUUAUUUUUCUUAAUUAUUUUAUUCUAGGAGUAAGUUACAGUCUGACAAUACUAUAGAAUACAUGAUGGUUUUUACUGACCACGGUUAAAUAUAUACUAUAUAUCUUUAAUUGUGUUACUGACUUACUUGUUAUUAUUUAAAUAUAAUCAUUUGAUAUUUCUAAUUCAAACAUAAUACUAAUUAGUAA
Molecule: messenger RNA, 3576 nt
Organism: Metopolophium dirhodum (rose-grain aphid)
Lineage: Eukaryota; Metazoa; Arthropoda; Insecta; Hemiptera; Aphididae
Gene: INPP5E
Product: inositol polyphosphate 5-phosphatase E
Exons: 8
Coding region: 402-2171 (589 amino acids)
Biological process (GO): phosphatidylinositol dephosphorylation
Molecular function (GO): phosphatase activity
Source: RefSeq, a predicted model, not a curated record